Messenger RNA from Lycium barbarum (goji berry), 2508 nucleotides. RefSeq names its product zinc finger BED domain-containing protein RICESLEEPER 2-like. The transcript has 4 exons. NCBI's taxonomy places the organism in Eukaryota, Viridiplantae, Streptophyta, Magnoliopsida, Solanales, Solanaceae. The record is from RefSeq and is a predicted model, not a curated record. Gene Ontology annotation, molecular function: DNA binding; protein dimerization activity. Bases 1 to 2508 code for a protein of 835 amino acids.
AUGGAAGAUGAAACAAGUCGAACAACCAAUGUCAGUGGAAGUGCACCUCUUACUGAGUCUCUUGAUUCAACACCGGAAGUUGAACAACAUUCAGUGACUGUGAAGAGGAAAGCUAUAGAACCAAGAUCUGUUGCUUGGCCGCAUUAUGAUAAGCUCAUAGAAGAUGGAAUUAAUAAAGCAAAGUGCAAGCAUUGUGGUAAAGUUCUCUUAGCUGAUGCAACUAAAAAUGGAACAAGUGGACUGAAUAAACAUUUGAAAACUUGUCAUAAAAAUCCAAAUAAGGUUAACACUUCCAAUUCUAAGUACAAACAAUCAAAUUUAAACUUUCCAUUAGAAGGUGAAAUGGGUGAUGGGGCAAUUUGGACUUUUGAUCAAGAGGUAUCUCGGAGGGCUUUAGUUGAGAUGUUAAUCCUUGAUGAGCUUCCUUUUCGUUUUGUUGAAAAGGAAGGUUUUAAGAAGUUUAUGAAAAAAACCCAACCUUUAUUCCGAGUUCCCUCCCGUAGAACAGUGACUAGGGAUUGUUAUGUAGUUUUUGGUGAAGAGAGACAAAAGUUUAUGAAGUAUUUGAAAGAAACAUCACCGAGAGUUUGUCUAACCACAGACACAUGGACUUCUAUACAAAGAAUAAAUUAUAUGUGUUUGACAGUACACUUUAUUGAUAGUGAUUGGCUCUUGCAUAAACGAAUUUUAAACUUUCAAGUUGUUACUAGUCAUAAGGGUGACGAAAUGGCCCGUCGUAUUAGUAAGUGUUUGCUUGAUUGGAAAUUGGAGAAAAUAAUCACUAUAACUGUAGAUAAUGCUUCUUCUAAUGAUGUUAUGGUGAAAGAGUUACACAAACAAAUGGUUAAUUGGGGAUCUAACAUGAAAUGUGGUAACCAUCUUCACGUGAGAUAUAUGGCUCACAUUUUGAAUCUUAUUGUGCAAGAUGGCAUGAAAGAAGUUGGCCCAUCUAUCAAACGUGUUAGGCAAAUGGUGAAAUAUGUUAGACAAUCUGCCGCAAGGAUUAGAAAAUUUGCGGAAUGUUGUGAACUAAAAAAUAUAGACAGUAAGAAGUCAUUAUGUUUAGAUGUUUCAACCCGGUGGAAUUCGACCUACUUGAUGUUGGAUGCCGCACAACAUUUUGAGAGUGCAUUUGAUAGGUUUGAUCUUGAAGAUGGUGGAUUGUCAACUUAUCUUGCUACUCAUGUUUGUGAAGAUGGAAGUGUUGCAGGUGUACUUGAAAGUGAUGAUUGGCAAAAGGUGAGAAAUAUGGUAAUAUUUCUUAAAAGGUUUUAUGAUCUAACUGAGAAGGUUUCAGGUUCACUCUACGUCACUUCUAAUGGUCACUUUGAAGAUAUAGUUGAGCUUCACAAUCAUUUAAGAGAGUGUAUGGAAGACGAUGAUCCUUCUUUGGCAAAAAUGGGAGAAAAAAUGAAAGAAAAGUUUGUCAAGUAUUGGGGUGCUCCUGAAAAAAUGAAUAAAGUGCUUUUUAUUGCCUCUAUCUUAGAUCCUCGUAAUAAACUUGAGUAUGUUGGCGACGCACUUGAUGAUAUGUUUGGAGAUGAAAAGGGGAGUGAAAUAAAAGAUGAAGUGGUGACUUACAUGAAAUCUAUGUUUGAAGAGUAUGUAGCAAAAUUCUCUAAUGCAUCUCGACGCUCAUCUUCUCUCUCUGAUUUAUCUGGUCAGACAUCGGAUUCAUCUGGCUCUAACACUAGCACAAAAUCAACAAAAGUGAGAAAUAGGAUCCAAAUGAAGAGGAACAAACAAGAUGGUACAGGUUUGGGUGGUAAGUCGGAGUUGGAAAAGUAUCUUAGUGAAGAACUAGAGCCGAAUGAUGAUGAGGACAAUUUUGAUAUCUUGUCAUGGUGGAAAGCUCAUUCUCCUAGAUAUAAAAUUCUUUCCGAGAUGGCUCGUGAUGUGUUGGCAAUUCCAAUUUCUAGUGUGGCAUCGGAAUGUGCCUUUAGCACCGGGGGCCGUAUUCUUGAUUCAUUUAGGAGUUCUUUGACUCCGAAAUUGGUGCAAGCUCUUAUUUGUCUUCAAGAUUGGCGUCGAAAUGAGCCUUAUCCCAUAAAUGUUGAAGAAGAUUUUAAUGAUCUUAUGAAACUUGAACUUGAUAUGGCUGAUAGCUCAAAAGAUUCCCUCGUUCUUGAUUUGAACUGGUCCAAUUUUAACUACCAAUUUGCUCUGCCUCUGCGGUCAGUGAGCUCUCUCCCAUUUAAGGAUUUGAUACUAUCAGCAGCUGAAAGCAAUCGUUCUACAGAAGAUCAUGCCUGGAAAAUAUCUAGACCCUUGAAGGAAUUUCUUGAAAGCAAUCAUAACAAGUCUCAGCUUGAUGCUAUUAAUGCAAACACCCUUGCAGAUAAUCCAUAUUGCUGGGAACUUUAUGAGAAUAUGGUCAGUUUACUCCAUGUACCGUUAUUUGUCUCAGACGGGGGCUUCAGUUGUUCUUUUUAUGUUCUGCUGUCUUCUUCCAUCAUGCAUCUGGUUUCUAGUAGCGCAAAAGCCUUGGAAGGGCAGGGCGCUUUCUAA